ACAUUUCCAAUUCAAAAUCCCCAAAACACCAAAACCCUCUCUUUCUUCGACUCUUCCUUCCAUCUCUUCAUCUUCUCCAUAUAUAUAAUCCAAAUUCUUCGAUUUCAAUCUCCAAUUCCAUACUCUCUCUCUCGCUCUCUCACUCCUCUCCCAUGGCCGACAAACCGAUAUUUACGAAUAUGCCCCCAAACGAGAAUUACGAACAACGCGCAAGAAGAGGAGAGGAAGAAGAAGAAGAGUUUGAAUCGGAAGGAAACGCGUGCAGUUGUUUCGGUGUGUUCGUUAGAAGACGACGUCGUUCCGAUGGAGAUUACGAGCGAGAGGCGAGGAUUAAGACAUGGCUGGUGAAGAAGGUGAAGAAAGUGAAGGAGUUUUCGGAAGUGGUUGCUGGACCUAAGUGGAAGAACUUUAUCAGAAAGAUCGGAGGUUACUGUAAUGGUAAUAAUAAGAAACAAAAGAAUAUGAAUCGGUUCCAGUAUGAUGCUCAGAGCUAUGCUCUCAAUUUCGACAAUGGCGGCGCGCGCUUUGAUGAUGAAGAAGAUGAAGAAGAAACUAAUGGAGAGGGUGAUCGUCUUCUGGAUUUCUCUCAUAGGUGAAUGUUAAUAAUAAUAAUUGAAUGAAAAAUUUGUUGAAAUUUAUUUUAUUGAUUGAUAGUCACUGAAAUUAGAUUUUAUUUUGUGUAUAUAAGAGUGAAAAAUCUGUUUGUUUGUUUGUUUUUAAUAAUUUUUAUUUUUAUUUAUUUUUGGAUA
Molecule: messenger RNA, 749 nt
Organism: Cannabis sativa
Lineage: Eukaryota; Viridiplantae; Streptophyta; Magnoliopsida; Rosales; Cannabaceae
Exons: 1
Coding region: 153-596 (147 amino acids)
Source: RefSeq, a predicted model, not a curated record